UUGUUGCUUCAACUUGAAUCGGACUACGCGUCGGCUACGUGAUUUUUCCGAAUCGCCGGUGAUCUGUUACAACCUUCGGGCUUCUUUUCGCAAUUCUCAGCGCGCUACUAAUAAAACAAAAAAUUGUGUAAAAAAAUAAAUAAAUAAUAUUAUACAGAUUGGCCACUUUAUAAUUCGAAAAUCCCACGGCCAUACAAAGUGAAGUGAAGUGUAUAGAAGCGGAAACGGAAAUCAAGCAUCUGGAUUACAUAUGCACUCGAAUGAAAAGUUUAAAAAUAAAUAGCCAAGAGUAAACAAAAGUGGAAAUAUUAUUUGAAAUUUAUAUGAAUGAAAGUGCAAACGGACGAACGGAAAUUUAAUUAAUUCGCAAACAGUCCGCGUAAGUGCUGUGUGUUGUUCGGCUAUCCAUUUCCCAGCCCCACAAGCCGCGGGUGUUUGUUUUCUUUUUGCACCAAAAAAUACAAAUUUGAUCAUCAGAUGUUUACUGCGGAGGGGUUGGGGUAAACAUAUAGCCAAAAAGGUGUUGAGUGUAAACAAAAACUUGAAAUGAUUGCGUGCGAAGCCAUCAGCUGAAAAGUCAACAUUUCCAUAAGGAGACUCCAGUGCAGAGUGAGUCGCAAAUGUAAACACAGCCAACUAUGAGGAAACUUUUCCCUCAGAAUGCAUCAUUCGAACACCAUUCGAAUUAGGAUUGUGUUGUUCAUCCUCCUGGUGGGGGCAUGUGAGGCCUCGGGUCCAGGUUUGUCCGAAAACACCACCACGCCCAGUAAUCCGACAAUGAUAUCACUGGUUCCGAACGGGGAGCCGGACAGCAGGCAAAUGGAGGCACAUCGCUAUGUAACUGGUUUGCCGGGGCUGAAGACCCUGGAUCCUGCGACCAGGAUGCGGUUAAACCCCACUCCUGAUGGAGAAAUCACAGAGUUGAGCACAAAUGUAACGCUUUACAUGGAGAAAAUCCCACGACUGCAGGUGCGAUGGCAGGACAACCUGCCUGAAGGCACAUCCUACAAUGUCCUUGUAAGUGCGGUGAACAACAGCCGAUGUCCGGAUGCUCCGUGCAGCGAGUACGGAAUCAAACAGAAGAUGGUUGCCCCCGAGCCACACUUCGUUCUCCUGCCAGUGAAUCCCAACCUGAACGUGGAGUCCGUGGACUGCAACUACAUGUUCGGCUGUCAAUAUCAGGUGAUUGUGGAAACCUCCAAUGCGAUGGUCAGGCGAUCCGCCCGCGUCUAUAUUCCACAGUGCCUGGAGGGAAAGUGCUCCUGCCAGUUGGCGCCCACUCCGCCGAAAGUGCUGGCCGUGGGCAAAAUGCUCAGCAACGAGACAAUCAGCAUCAACAUCUCGAUUUUGGCCAGUGAGCAGUUGCGCAGGGAGCAGGAAUCCCAUCUGCACGAAUCACUGAAGGCCUACAAAAUGCAAUUAAAAAUCAACGAGGAGACGAACCCCUCGCUUCCUUGGGGAGGAGUGCUGAAGCACCUGAUGACCCGCGUCUACAAACUCAGUGAGCUGAACUUCAGGCCAACUCCGAAGGGAUUCGAGGGCCUAAUGAAGCUGGGACUGGGAACGCAGCUCAAGGAGAAGGCCUCCCUCAGCCUGCAGGCGGUCAUCAUAGAUCCCUCGGGAUGCGAGGGGCCGCGGAGUGUCGCCAAGGUGCCAGUGCCCGCCAAUCCGAUUCGAUUAACCGAAGGCGACAGUGUGAGCAACUCCAUUGUCGUCAUGAGCGGCAUGCUGAUUGCCAUUAUCCUGGCGGGACUGAUUAUGCUGCUCCUGCGGCGCCGACGAGCCAGGACAACGGCCAAGCUGCGGAAACAGGAGCACAUAUACAUCCAGACCUUCGCCGCCUCCGCCAUCGAGAUGGAGGACAACGUAAACUAUGUGGACAAGUAUGUGGAGAAAUCGCAGGUCCUGGGACUAGCAGACAUUUUUGAGGUUCCCCACUCGGCCAUCCAAAUUGGCCGGAUUCUGGGGGAGGGAGCCUUCGGUCAAGUGCACGAGGCCACUGCAAUUAAUUUGCGCCGGAUGAGGGGCACAACCAUUGUGGCAGUAAAGCAGCUGAAGGCCGAUCCCAAGGCGGAUGAGGUGGCCGAGUUCCUGGCCGAGAUCGAGAUGCUCAAGGGAGUGGGCACGCACCACAAUGUGGUCUGUUUCCUGGGCUGCUGCACCAUCAAGGAGCCGUAUCUGAUGAUUAUGGAAUACGUCGGCAGAGGAAACUUGCUGAACUAUUUGCGAACGGUUCGUCAGGAGGCCAGCAAGCUGAGGAACAGGAAUGCCAACUACACCACCUGCCGACCGAUUUCCAACAGGGCGAAUGGCUCCUCGUCGCCGAAAUUGCAAAGCGUGAACUACAUCGAAUUAAAGGCAUCCAGCCAGUCAGUUGAAUUGCCAUUGGAGGACUCCAACGGAUUAGCUAAUGGCCACCGGCAACCCAUCCCCUCGUUUGCCGAAACUACCUACACCAUUGUGGAGGACGAGGACUCCUUUGAGUACAUUCUCGACAACAAGGAGCUACACAAUUUCGCACUUCAGAUUGCCAAUGGGAUGCGGUUCCUCGAGGAGCAGGAAAUUACGCACCGAGACCUGGCUGCUCGCAAUGUGCUGAUUGAUAGCAACAAGACGCUGAAAAUAUCGGAUUUCGGCCUCUCCAGGCAUGGAAUUUAUACGAACACAAGGACGCGGAAGCUCCCUCUUCGCUGGCUGUCCAUCGAGGCGAUUCGCGACAACGUGUACUCCAGCAAGAGCGACAUUUGGGCCUACGGCGUGGUGCUCUGGGAGAUCGGCACCCUGGGCGCCUCGCCCUACCCGACGAUCAGCAACAGCGAGCUGAUCCCCUUCCUGAUGGCCGGCAACCGGCUGCAGAGGCCGGAGAUCUGCACCCCGCAGGUGUACACCAUCAUGCUGCAGUGCUGGCUGGAGGAGCCCGAGGAGCGACCCACCUUCGACGCCCUGUACCGGGUGCUCAGUCCGAAGACCACCUACGUGGACAUCAACAGCCUGAGCGACGACUACGUCUUCCCGCCGAUCAGCGAGAACAGGGAGUAGACUAGCGGAGGCCUCCUUCUGUGUAAAUUCUUAUUUAAGUUCGAAGUAGAAUUCCCCUAUCGAUAGCUGUUGUAGGUUUAUUAUGGUAUUCUACUGUACAAACAUCUCCGUCUGUGUGUGCAUAAUGCAGAGUUCAAAAUGUGCCGGAACAAAGUUUUAAAUUAAGUACAAGUUUUGCGCGUAAGCUUUAGAGUGUCGGCCCAGAUUAUGUAUAGUAGCUCCAUUAGUUUUUCGCUCGAUAUAUUCUGUAUGUUAAGCUAGUUGUUGAGUUCAUUGAACGGACUGCACCACAGUCUGCUGUAUACGAACGUAAUUUUGAUGUGCUGUGAGUUUUCAACAAUGGAAAUAUAUUGAAGUUAUUGUAUUUCAGAUUUUAUUGUUAGUCAUGCGUUAUUUCCAAGUAUUAAUAAACUCCAA
Messenger RNA from Drosophila ficusphila, 3456 nucleotides. Its product is annotated as macrophage colony-stimulating factor 1 receptor 1. Gene Ontology annotation, molecular function: ATP binding; transmembrane receptor protein tyrosine kinase activity. Lineage: Eukaryota; Metazoa; Arthropoda; Insecta; Diptera; Drosophilidae. The transcript is spliced from 15 exons. The record is from RefSeq and is a predicted model, not a curated record. Gene Ontology annotation, cellular component: signaling receptor complex. The coding region runs from base 661 to 3039 and encodes 792 amino acids. Gene Ontology annotation, biological process: positive regulation of kinase activity; protein phosphorylation; cell surface receptor protein tyrosine kinase signaling pathway.